UCAAAUAUUUCCAUUUCAAUCACCGCAAGUCCUUCAUAAUAUAGUCUUUGUUAUUCUACCGUUAUUAUUGAUUGUGGUAGAAAGAAAGAAGAAGAGAAGAAAUGGGUACUCCCUUGGGGACAAAGAACGAGGAUGAUAAUAUGGCUGACCUCAGGAGACACAUGUUUAAAUCCGCAAUGACAGGUGAAUGGGCCAAAGUGGUUACAACCUACGCAGGGAACCCGAAGGCUUACAGGGCACAAAUCACCAAGUCAGGCGACACAGCAUUGCACCUAGCAGUCCGCGAUGGCCAAGAAGAUAUCGUGGAACAGCUAGUAACUCUAAUGUGCAGGCACCCAGAAGAUGCCAGGGAGGCUCUGAAAGUCGCCAAUGAUAAAAAGAAUACGGCUCUACAUAUCGCGGCUAGCCUGGGGAAUGUCCGGAUGUGUUUAUGCAUUGCUAAUGUAGAAGCAUCUUUGGUGGGUGCCCGUAAUGAGGAAGGAGAGACCCCACUCUUCUGGGCAGCUAUGUUUGGGAAAAAAGAGGCAUUCCUUUGCCUCCAUUUCAUUUGUGGCCCUGAUCGAGGUCGUUCAUAUUACAGGAGGUUUGACGGCGACACCAUUCUUCAUGCUGCCAUCAUUGGAGAAUAUUUUGAUUUAGCGUUUCGAAUAAUUUAUUUGUGUGGAGAACUUGCUAGCAGCGUCAACCAGAAAGGCGAGACCCCUCUGCAUCUCUUAGCAAGUAAACCCGACUCCUUUAGAAGCGGUACCCACCUUGGAGGCUAUCGCAAGAUGAUAUAUCGCUGUAUAUUUGUUGAUGAGCUUAAGGUGGAUCAGGAAAUGCUUAAUCAACCAGCAGUAGCUGAGGCAUCCAACAUUAAUGACAAAACCACUUAUCCACAGAACUACGAAACAUGCGUAAAUUUCCUUCGGUAUCCGAUCAAAUGGGGAUAUAACUUUCUGCUUUCAACAAUGAAUCAAUGUAAAAAUUUACAACGCCUGCGGCUGGGAGAUGCAGAGAAUCAACAAGAUGAGUUAGGAAACCAACCAAGAAAUAGAGGACGAAGACGUGGAUUUAUUCCUUCAAAUUAUGAUACAUGUUUUGACCUCUUCAAGUUUAUGUCCAAGGCAAUGUUAGUCAUUCUAGGAUUAGGAUCAUCGGAGCUCAAAAAGUUGGAGAAAAAAAAAGAGAAGCAUACAUGGUCUGUUCAGAUCCUAGACGAACUUCUUGAACGUGUUGUGAUGUAUGAGUAUGAAUAUGCCGGAAAGGAUCCCUCCCGUUCUGAUGAAGCACCUUUUGCAUUUAGCGAAGGUGAUGAGGUUGUGUGGGCUAUUGAUGACCAUAGCACCCCAAAUGAUGCCAAAGGAAAGGAGGAGACGCCAAAGAAAGACGAGAACUUAGAAAAGAAGGAAGAGAAGCCAAAGAAGUCUGAAAUGGUAGAGAAGGAGACAGCAAUACUAAUAGCAGCAAAAAAUGGUAUCACAGAAAUGGUGGAGAAAAUCUUGGAAAAAUUUCCUGUGGCUAUUCAUGACAUGAACCCGGAGAGAAAGAAUGUAGUGCUAUUGGCAGUGGAAAACAGACAACCACACGUAUACCAGCUCUUGCUGAAGAGAAAAGUGAUGAGAGACAGCAUCUUUCGCAGAGUGGACGAUAAAGGAAACAGCGCACUGCACCUGGCUGCCACGCUUGGAGCCUACAAGCCUUGGCUCAUUCCAGGCUCUGCUUUACAGAUGCAAUGGGAGAUCAAGUGGUAUGAGUAUGUUAAGAAAUCCAUGCCACCCCACUUUUUCCCACGCUACAACAAGGAUAACAAGACCUCAAGAGACAUAUUCACCGAAACACACAGCGAACUCGUCAAAAGCGGGGGCGAAUGGCUAACUAACACCUCCGAAUCAUGCUCCGUAGUAGCCGCACUCAUCGCCACAGUCGCCUUCGCAACAUCAACCGCCGUCCCAGGCGGCGUCAAUGAGAAUAGCGGCGCGCCAACCCUGGAAAGUCACCCCGCAUUCAACGCCUUUGCUAUCUCCUCUCUCGUGGCUCUCUGCUUCUCAAUAACUGCCGUGGUCAUGUUUCUGUCAAUACUGACUUCUCGAUACCAAGAGAAGGAUUUUGGGAAAGAUUUGCCGAGGAAGCUUCUGCUGGGUUUAUCAUCGUUGUUCGUGUCAAUUGCUGCCGUUUUGGUGUCCUUUUGUUCGGGACAUUUCUUUGUGCUUAGAGAUCAACUGAAGUACGCAGCAAUGCCAAUUUACGCAGUGACGUGCUUUCCAGUGACUCUGUUUGCCAUAGCGCAGUUUCCCCUGUAUUUUGAUCUUAUCUGGACCACCUUUAAGAAGGUGCCGCAGCGCAGCUACAUGGUGGUUCAUUAAUUUCACAUGUUCAUUUGAGCUUGUUGAUCGAGUUGUGCUUUUUGUCUGUUUUGCGUUGUUUCUUUUCCCUCAGUGUUUCUUAUUUCUUAUAGGCUUGAUGGUAUUUUGACAUGGCAUUGCUUUAUGAUAUUUAUAAGGUUGCUUA
Molecule: messenger RNA, 2490 nt
Organism: Hevea brasiliensis (rubber tree)
Lineage: Eukaryota; Viridiplantae; Streptophyta; Magnoliopsida; Malpighiales; Euphorbiaceae
Exons: 7
Coding region: 102-2345 (747 amino acids)
Molecular function (GO): protein binding
Source: RefSeq, a predicted model, not a curated record